ACGGGGGCGGGGCGCCAGCGCAAGGCGCGAAACCCUGGGCCUCUGGCCUUCGCCUCUACAUCUUCCCGGCGCCCGCUGAGGAGUCGGCUCCCUCAGUUAUAAGAGGAAGACAAAGGCUUUGGUUCAUCAGUAAUCCAUUCACAAAAGAACAUAUCAACCGCUGGUUGAAUUUCCAUCAAAAGGGUUCAGCAGAGAAUGGAGAAGAAGAUUGACUCCAGGUCUUUUAGGGGUGGUGUGGUUAAGAAUCCUUGUUCUCCGAAGGCACUGCCCCUCAAAAAGUCUGCUGCCCUCUCUGCGAUCCAGAGGGAGUUACCUAGAAGCUGUCAUCCUCUAUAUUCUCAUGCCUCACAAAAUUGGGUUCAACACCGAUUAAGAGAACUGCGCAGCAGGUGUGUGGCCAGAAAGUUCUUGUAUUUGUGGAUUCGAAUGACUUUUGGAAGAGUAACUCCCUCCAGAGCCAGGUUUUUCCAUGAGCGGAGAAUUCUACAGAAGGUCUUUGGAGAGUGGAGGGAAGAAUGGUGGGUCUCCCAGAGGGAGUGGAAACUCUGUCUUCGAGCUGACUGCCAUUACAGAUACUACUUAUACAACCUGAUAUUCCAGAACUGGAAGACCUUCGUGCAGCAGAGACGGCAGAUGAGGAAGGGGCUCCACAGAGCUGAGCGUCAUGCUAGAAAGCAGAAGAUGCGCCAAGCCUGGAAGUCCUGGCUGAUAUACAUGGUUGCUCGUAGGACCAAACUUCACAUGCAGACCACUGCUCUAGAGUUCAGGCGGUGGAGCGUCUUACGUUUCUGGUGGAGCAAGUGGAGGUGGCAACUAGCACAAGCCCAAGCUGACCGUGCUCUCCACACAGCAGCUGUGAAGCAUAGAGCCCAGAGUCUCCAGCUGCAGGCAUGGUCACGAUGGCAAGAGCAGCUCCUAAAUAGCCAGCAGGAAAGAGGGAAGGUGGUCACUGCUGUGCGACACCAUCAGUGCUGUCAGAAGCAGAGAUCUUUGAAGGCUUGGCUUCAGUACCUCCACAUCUGCAGGGUAAAGAGAUGGCAGAACGAAAUGGCUGCACAAUUCCAUCGUGUCACUGUGCUCCAGUUACAUUUCUGUGACUGGCAGUGGGCCUGGGAGUGGAGGCAGAGCUUGUUUGCCCACCAGGCCUUGGUGGAGAAACUGGCCCAGAAGAUGGCCCUGCGGAGGGCCUUUGCACACUGGAAGCACUACAUGCUGCUGCAGGCAGAAGGGGCUGCCCAGCAUGCAGCGGCAGAAGAACACCACCGGCACUACCUCCUGCAUUCUUGCUUCAGAGCCUUAAAAGAUAAUGUGACCCAGGCACGUCUCUGGCGAAUAAGAAGGAACCUUGCUCACCAGCUGCGUGAUACUACGCUGCUUCGUAGGUUCUGGAACCUCUGGCAGUGUCAACUUGAGCUGAGGGAAGAGAGAAUGCAGCCUUCCUCACUGCAUGCAGCCUGGACCCACUACAGGAUGACAGUCCUACGCAAGUGUGUCAGGGUGUGGUUACGAUAUGUGCGCCAGAGAAGAUGCCAGCAGCUACUGCGGGCCAGAGCAGAUGGCCAUUUCCAGCAAAGAGCACUGCCUGCCGCCUUCCAUAUGUGGUACAGACUUUGGCGAUGGCGCCAGCGCAGUCGAGUCCUGCACACAAGAGCAGUGCGUUUUCACAGGGAAACAUUAGAGAAGCAAGUAUUUGCUAUCUGGCAGCAGAAGAUGUCUCAACAUCGAGAAAACCGCUUGGCCGAGAGAAUGGCUAUACUGCAGGCAGAGCAGCAGGUUUUGCGGAGGUCCUGGUUCAUGUGGCACCAGCAGGCAGCAGCAUGUCACCAAGAGCGGGAGCGGCAAACCAUGGCCUGUGCUCACCACCACAGCAGGCUGCUCAGGAAGGCUUUCUGCGUCUGGAGAGAGAGUGCCCAAGGAUUGAGAACAGAGAGGAUGGGCAGGACACUGGCUGCACGCUUCCACUCAGCAAGGCUCCUGCGUUGGUCCUGGAGCAUGUGGAGCAAGUGCCUGGCUCUGAGGACAGAAGAGCAGCGAAAGCUGAGGCGGGCGGCUCUUCACAGUCAGCACACCCUGCUUCACAGGACUCUGCAGAAGUGGCUGACUUACCAGGACAGGGUGAGGAAUGUGCUACAGGAGGUGGCAGCCAGGGAGAGGUGGCACAACAGGCAGCUGCUGAGGUGGGCAUUACAUCGUUGGAGGGAAAACACCAUGGCCCGUUUGGAUAUGGCCAAAAAAACCUUCCAAGCAAGAGCCCAGUACAACAGGACCCUGUGCUCCAAGGUUCUGGUGCAGUGGCAGGAGGUUACAUCAAUGCAGAUAUAUUACCGAGAAAAGGAGGCAACUGCCCUCAGGGAGGCCCGGAAAGCACUGGCCAGGGUUGUCAGCUACUUUAAGUCUGCUUCAGGUCGGCUCCGUGACUGGUUUCAGCGCUGGCAGUUGUGCAGCCAGAGGGAGGCCCAGCAGAGAUUCCAGCUGGAAAGGGCAGCUCAGCAUCACCGCCAGCAGCUGCUGAAGGGAGGGAUGGCUCGAUGGAAGGCGUACCAUCUGCAGUGUGUCAUGAAAAAGCUCCUUCAGAGGCGAGCUGCCCAACUCCUGGUCCAGAGACUCUGUCAGGCCUGCUUCUGCCAGUGGAGGAAGCAGCUGGCAGCCAGGAAGCAAGAGCAGUGGAGUACAGCCCGGGCCCUAUGGUUCUGGGCCUUCUCACUGCAGGCAAAGGUAUGGACUGCAUGGUUGGGAUUCAUACUUGAGAGGAGGAGGAAGAAGGCACGGCAGGAACGAGCUGUGCAAGCCUACCACCAGCAGCUCCUGCAGGAGGGUGCCACACGGCUUCUGCGCUUUGCAACUGGUGUGAAGGCCUUCCGGCAGCAGCUACAGGCCCGGCAGGAAGUCCAGGCAGCCCACAGCCUCCACUGUGCAGUCCGCCGCUGUGCUGAGCUCUGGAAAAAGAAAGUACUUGGUCCAGGCAGGAUGUCUCAGACACCAGCACCCAUCACAUUCAGCAGAAGAGUGACAUUUAAGGAUUCCUUUCUCUCUGGAGUUACUGGUGAGGCUAGGGACACCACCCUGGAGACUAAGAAGUUGCAAGCUCCUCCGUCUCAGGGAACCCUGGGCAGCUUGGCAGUAGCUGCUGGAGAGCCCUGCCUCCUAACGCUCAAUGAGGCCCGCUUAUCAAGGAAACAGCCACGACGUCCAUCCUUCCUGCUCGACCGUUUGCGGAGCCAGAGGUCCCCAGGCAGGUGCACCCUUGGGGAACAGCAGUUAGAGAGGCCUCUGGAAAAUGGUCAAAGCAUGGCUCCACCAGGAGGCCUUUCGCUGACGAGGCCCUUCUUACCCAUGGUCCUGCCAAAUGCCCCUGGUUCAAAGCUGCUCCCUACUUCAAGUCCAGGCCCGGAGCUGUUGCCUCCGUCUUCCUUCAUGCCCCAUGGGGUGGGAGACACUGCCAGGGUGUCAGCAAAGCCCACCAUUCCUAGACCUCAACCCGCCCUAACCAGAGGGCCCAAGCCCCAUCUCUUCCUCCCUGGGGAUUUCACAAGCACUGGGACUGGACCUGGUUAUGGUUCUGAGGUUGCAGGCCACACAGAGCUUGAGGCUGAGCUGGAGGGGAUCCAGCAGCAGUUACAGCACUACCAGACCACCAAGCAGAACCUUCGGUCGUGCCAGCGACAAGCCAACAGCCUGCGUAGGUGGCUGGAGCUAAGCCAGGAAGAGCCCAGGCCGGAGGACUGGCAUCUAGAACAGCAAGUGAAAAAAGAACUAGAAGAGGUGGAACUACAGAUCCAGCAGUUGGCUGAGGAGCUCCAGGCCCAGCGCCAGCCCAUUGGUACAUGCAUUGCUCGUGUUCGGGCCCUGAGACAGGCUCUGUGCUAGUGGGCUUGCCCCUGGGGAACAAGUGCUGACCUUCACAAGGCCAUAGGACACCCUCACCCCCAUUCAGUAACAGAACACAAAGUUACAAUGGUUUGGGGAUUUUUUUUUUUUAUUUCAA
Microtus oregoni (creeping vole) is the source of this 3985-nucleotide messenger RNA. RefSeq names its product protein SFI1 homolog. The transcript has 33 exons. Gene Ontology annotation, molecular function: phosphatase binding. NCBI's taxonomy places the organism in Eukaryota, Metazoa, Chordata, Mammalia, Rodentia, Cricetidae. Bases 196 to 3867 code for a protein of 1223 amino acids. The record is from RefSeq and is a predicted model, not a curated record.